Molecule: messenger RNA, 3623 nt
Organism: Lampris incognitus (smalleye Pacific opah)
Lineage: Eukaryota; Metazoa; Chordata; Actinopteri; Lampriformes; Lampridae
Product: sodium/potassium-transporting ATPase subunit alpha-1
Exons: 23
Coding region: 203-3277 (1024 amino acids)
Biological process (GO): intracellular potassium ion homeostasis; sodium ion export across plasma membrane; intracellular sodium ion homeostasis
Cellular component (GO): membrane
Molecular function (GO): P-type sodium:potassium-exchanging transporter activity; ATP hydrolysis activity; ATP binding
Source: RefSeq, a predicted model, not a curated record
AUCGGGGGGCUGCCGCGGCGGCUCGCGAUCUCGGGCUGCGUGUCGUGGAAGAGUGACACGUGGGGGGCACGUCCAGGGACGCGUGUAGCACUUCCCCGUUUUCCCUCAUUUCAGAUCGUUUUACGGUCGAGAUUUUUUCGCAAGUUUCACGGCGACCGGGAAGAUUGUUUUUUUAUUUUAAAAAUCCUAAACUACAGCAGUCAUGGGAAGAGGAGAAGGACGUGAGCAGUAUGAGCUGGCUGCUACCUCGGAGCAGGGAGGCAAGAAGAAAGGGAAGGGGAAGAAGAAAGAAAAGGAUAUGGACGAGCUGAAGAAGGAAGUGGACAUGGACGAUCACAAGCUGACCUUGGAUGAGCUAAAUCGCAAGUAUGGAACAGACCUCAGCAGGGGUCUGACAAGUGCAAAAGCAGCAGAGAAUUUAGCCCGCGAUGGCCCCAAUGCCCUCACCCCUCCCCCCACCACACCAGAAUGGGUCAAGUUCUGCAAACAGAUGUUUGGCGGUUUCUCGAUGCUUCUGUGGACAGGAGCUGUGCUCUGUUUCCUGGCUUACGGAAUCCAGGCUGCCAUGGAGGACGAACCAGCCAACGACAAUUUGUAUCUGGGUGUUGUGCUUUCUGCCGUCGUCAUCAUCACCGGUUGUUUCUCCUACUACCAAGAAGCAAAGAGCUCCAAGAUCAUGGACUCUUUCAAGAACCUAGUCCCACAGCAAGCCCUGGUUGUCCGUGAUGGUGAAAAGAAGAACAUCAAUGCUGAGGAGGUGGUUGUCGGCGAUCUGGUGGAAGUGAAAGGGGGAGACAGGAUCCCUGCUGAUCUGCGUAUCAUCUCUGCCCAUGGCUGCAAGGUGGAUAACUCCUCUCUGACUGGUGAAUCUGAGCCCCAGACUCGUACCCCUGACUUUUCCAAUGAAAACCCACUGGAGACCAGGAACAUUGCUUUCUUCUCUACUAACUGUGUAGAAGGAACUGCGCGCGGUAUUGUGAUCAGCACAGGAGAUCGCACAGUCAUGGGUCGUAUCGCCACCCUGGCUUCCGGACUCGAGGUCGGGCGCACCCCCAUCUCCAUUGAGAUUGAGCACUUCAUCCACAUUAUCACCGGCGUGGCCGUCUUCCUUGGUGUGUCCUUCUUCGUCCUCUCCCUCAUCCUUGGAUACUCCUGGCUGGAGGCCGUCAUCUUCCUCAUUGGAAUCAUUGUUGCCAAUGUGCCAGAGGGUCUCCUGGCUACUGUUACUGUGUGUCUGACCCUGACUGCCAAGCGUAUGGCCAAGAAAAACUGCCUGGUGAAGAACCUGGAAGCUGUGGAGACCCUGGGCUCCACCUCCACCAUCUGCUCCGACAAAACUGGCACCCUGACCCAGAACAGGAUGACCGUGGCCCACAUGUGGUUCGACAACCAGAUCCACGAGGCCGACACCACCGAAAACCAGAGCGGGACCUCCUUCGACAGGAGCUCUGCCACCUGGGCUGCCUUGGCCAGAGUUGCUGGGCUUUGCAACCGUGCUGUCUUCUUGGCAGAACAGGCAAAUAUUCCUAUUCUCAAGAGAGAUGUAGCUGGUGAUGCCUCCGAGUCUGCUUUGCUGAAGUGCAUUGAGCUGUGCUGCGGAUCAGUACAGGAAAUGAGAGAUAAAACUCCCAAGAUCGCCGAGAUCCCCUUUAAUUCUACCAACAAAUACCAGCUCUCUAUCCACAAGAAUGGCAUUGCAGGGGAGUCUAAUAACCUACUGGUGAUGAAGGGUGCCCCAGAGAGGAUUUUGGACCGCUGCUCCACCAUCUUGAUCCAGGGCAAGGAGCAGCCUCUAGAUGACGAGAUGAAAGACGCCUUCCAGAAUGCCUACCUGGAACUGGGUGGCCUUGGAGAAAGAGUACUGGGAUUCUGCCAUUUCAAUCUUCCUGACGAACAGUUUCCAAGCGGCUUUGCCUUUGACACUGACGAGGUGAACUUCCCCACUGAAAACCUGUGCUUUGUUGGCCUCAUGUCCAUGAUUGACCCACCCCGUGCUGCCGUCCCCGAUGCAGUGGGCAAAUGCAGAAGUGCUGGAAUCAAGGUAAUUAUGGUAACAGGUGAUCAUCCAAUCACAGCAAAGGCCAUCGCUAAAGGUGUGGGCAUUAUCUCCGAAGGCAAUGAAACUGUUGAAGACAUCGCUGCUCGCCUGAACAUUCCAAUAAAUGAAGUCAACCCAAGAGAUGCUAAGGCCUGUGUGGUCCAUGGUGGAGACCUGAAGGAUCUGUCCGCAGAACAGCUUGACGAUAUCUUGCAGCACCACACAGAGAUCGUCUUCGCUAGAACCUCCCCUCAACAAAAACUUAUCAUUGUGGAGGGCUGCCAGAGACAGGGUGCCAUUGUGGCUGUGACAGGGGAUGGUGUAAAUGACUCUCCAGCCCUGAAGAAGGCUGAUAUUGGUGUCGCCAUGGGUAUCGCUGGAUCUGAUGUCUCUAAGCAGGCUGCUGACAUGAUCCUGCUGGAUGACAACUUCGCCUCCAUCGUUACUGGGGUGGAAGAAGGUCGUCUCAUCUUUGACAACUUGAAGAAGUCCAUCGCCUACACCCUGACCAGUAACAUUCCUGAGAUCACCCCCUUCCUCCUCUUCAUCAUCGCCAACAUUCCACUGCCCCUGGGAACUGUCACCAUCCUCUGUAUUGAUCUUGGAACUGACAUGGUUCCUGCUAUCUCCCUGGCUUACGAAGCAGCUGAGAGCGACAUCAUGAAGAGGCAGCCCAGAAACCCCAAAACAGACAAACUGGUCAAUGAAAGGCUCAUCAGUAUAGCUUAUGGACAAAUAGGUAUGAUCCAGGCGCUGGCAGGCUUCUUCACCUACUUUGUGAUCCUUGCUGAGAACGGUUUCCUGCCCUCCACCCUGCUGGGCAUCAGAGUGGACUGGGAUAAUAAAUAUAUGAACGACCUGGAAGACAGCUAUGGACAGCAGUGGACAUAUGAACAGAGAAAGAUUGUGGAGUUCACCUGCCACACGGCGUUCUUCGUCAGCAUCGUCAUUGUCCAGUGGGCUGAUCUGAUCAUCUGUAAGACCAGGAGGAAUUCGGUCUUCCAGCAGGGCAUGAAGAACAAGAUUCUGAUCUUUGGACUGUUUGAGGAGACGGCCCUGGCUGCCUUCCUCUCCUACUGCCCUGGCAUGGACGUAGCUCUUAGAAUGUACCCCCUCAAACCCAACUGGUGGUUCUGCGCCUUCCCCUACUCCCUGCUCAUCUUUAUCUAUGAUGAAAUCCGUAAGCUGAUCCUCAGACGCAGCCCAGGAGGUUGGGUGGAAAGAGAGACCUACUAUUAAGACCCAUCAGCCUGUCAGUCAAGUCAGCCCGCAUCUUCUCCUCCACUCCUGUCUUUGCAUGAAUAUUGUCUUGCUGCUCGGAUUUAAAUUUUAACCUCUGUGGAAAACAAAUUGGAACGUGUUUUUAUAUUAGGGAAUGCUUGAUACUACUAUUAGGUAAACACUGAGACGGAACGUGCUGAUGAUGAUAAAUGAUAAUGCUAAUAAUGAUGAACUAUGAACAUUGACAUGACUAUGCGUGCCUUGUUUCUGAAACAGGACCAAUUUUAUACAUGUUUUUAACAGUUAUGAACGUUCAAUAAAAAUGCGCUCGAGUCAGGUCCCACAAAUGUUUCUGCUGGUUGCU